AUGCUCGGCAAUGGGCGACUCGAGGCUCAAUGUUUUGACGGAGAGAAGCGUCUGGCGCACAUUCGAGGCAAGCUCAGAAAGAAGGUCUGGAUCAACCAGGGCGAUAUCAUCCUCCUCUCGUUGCGAGACUUCCAAGAUGAGAAGGCCGAUGUGAUUCAAAAGUACACAGCUGACGAGGCUCGCGCCUUGCAAAAGUACGGUGAACUCCCAGAGACAACCAAGAUCAACGAGACAGAUGCGGGCGAGGGCGACGACGAGGCUGCUAUCGAGUUCGCAGAGGGAUCCGAGGAAGAGGACGAUGACGACCUCGACGAUCUGUAG
Acaromyces ingoldii is the source of this 321-nucleotide messenger RNA. RefSeq names its product nucleic acid-binding protein. The record is from RefSeq and is a predicted model, not a curated record. Bases 1 to 321 code for a protein of 106 amino acids. Gene Ontology annotation, molecular function: RNA binding; translation initiation factor activity. Gene Ontology annotation, cellular component: cytoplasm. NCBI's taxonomy places the organism in Eukaryota, Fungi, Basidiomycota, Exobasidiomycetes, Exobasidiales, Cryptobasidiaceae. Gene Ontology annotation, biological process: translational initiation. The transcript is spliced from 3 exons.